ACUAUUGUUCAAAGCAUAUCCUCCCUGUUGUGUGAAUUUGUUUAUAAAAAUCUAACCUACAAAAUUAUACUUGAAACCACUAUCUUUCUGAGUGUUGGUGUUCUGUUGAAAUGUUCUUCUAGUUUUCGCGUCUGGUACAGUAACAUUUAUCCGUCGAAAUGGCCAGAGGUCCGAAGAAACAUUUGAAGCGUUUAAACGCACCCAAAGCAUGGAUGUUGGAUAAAUUAGGAGGUGUCUUUGCUCCUCGUCCAAGCACCGGUCCACACAAACUUCGGGAGUCGCUACCAUUGUUGAUUUUUUUGCGUAAUCGUCUGAAGUAUGCACUUACUGGUGCUGAAGUCACCAAGAUUGUCAUGCAAAGAUUAAUCAAAGUUGAUGGCAAAGUCCGUACUGAUCCUAAUUAUCCAGCUGGUUUCAUGGAUGUUAUAUCAAUUCAAAAGACCAGUGAGCACUUUAGAUUGAUUUAUGAUGUGAAAGGUCGUUUUACCAUUCACAGAAUUACUCCUGAAGAAGCAAAGUAUAAGCUGUGUAAAGUAAAGAGGGUACAAACUGGACCCAAAGGUGUGCCAUUCUUAACAACUCACGAUGGGCGUACUAUCCGUUAUCCUGACCCGAACAUCAAGGUUAAUGAUACUAUUAGAUACGACAUUGCAUCAUCUAAAAUCUUGGAUCAUAUCCGUUUUGAAAACUGGUAAUUUAUAUGUUUAUUAUUUUAGUAAAUUAUGUUAAGUGUUUUGGUAACUGAUUUAAAACAUUGAUAUUUUUAAAUAUUAGGAAACUUGUGCAUGAUUACUGGAGGUCGUAACUUGGGGCGUGUUGGUAUUGUUACCCAACAGGGAAAGGCAUCCAGGAUCUUUUUGAUAUUGUUCACAUUAAGGAUGCAAAAUGAACAUAUUUUUGCUACUCGAAUGAACAAUGUUUUUAUAAUUGGAAAAGGUCAAAAGAACUACAUUUCUCUGCCAAGAAGUAAGGGAGUGAAAUUGACUAUCGCUGAAGAACGUGACAAGCGUUUGGCUGCGAAGACCAAGUCAAGCAGACGUUGAAAGCUUGUUUUUACAUUUUCAUGUGGUUUAAAUAAAUGACUUUAAAAUACAAA
Messenger RNA from Rhopalosiphum padi (bird cherry-oat aphid), 1096 nucleotides. It is a transcript of the gene RpS4, whose product is annotated as small ribosomal subunit protein eS4. NCBI's taxonomy places the organism in Eukaryota, Metazoa, Arthropoda, Insecta, Hemiptera, Aphididae. Gene Ontology annotation, cellular component: cytosolic small ribosomal subunit; ribosome. Gene Ontology annotation, biological process: translation. The record is from RefSeq and is a predicted model, not a curated record. Gene Ontology annotation, molecular function: RNA binding; structural constituent of ribosome.